This is a messenger RNA of Hippocampus comes (tiger tail seahorse), 2863 nucleotides long. RefSeq names its product nuclear factor of activated T cells 2b (gene nfatc2b). The transcript is spliced from 10 exons. Gene Ontology annotation, biological process: calcineurin-NFAT signaling cascade; regulation of transcription by RNA polymerase II; cytokine production. Lineage: Eukaryota; Metazoa; Chordata; Actinopteri; Syngnathiformes; Syngnathidae. Gene Ontology annotation, molecular function: DNA-binding transcription factor activity, RNA polymerase II-specific; RNA polymerase II cis-regulatory region sequence-specific DNA binding; transcription factor binding. Gene Ontology annotation, cellular component: transcription regulator complex. The record is from RefSeq and is a predicted model, not a curated record. Bases 153 to 2654 code for a protein of 833 amino acids.
CACACCCUAAGCAUUGGCAGGAAGUUUGCUGUGUGAGUCAAGCACCUCCGCAAAACUACAAAACAUAUUACACAUUAUUGACACUUGUCGUCGGGACUUUAUUAGUACAGUACUUGGAAAUAAUAUCAUCAGAAAUACAUCAGAGGGCGGACAUGGCAACUGACAUCUGUCAGGAAGAGUUGGACUUUUCAGAUUUGUUUCUCUAUAAUCCACCUGGUGAGGAUUUUUCUGCUGGCUAUAUCCCAGAUGAUGCCGAUCAGUCCGCCCUGCUGGAGGUCAACCAUCACACCGGAUUUAAUAGCCCAGCUGAUGGAAGCUCAGCAGAGAUCGUGUUCGACUCCAUGGGCCUGGCAACAAUACAAGGGAUCAUCCCAGCUCCCAGUCCAAGGAUUGAGAUCACUCCGUCGGGGGACACUCUCACCCCUCAAGCCUUACAGCAGAGCCCUGGCUCCAAAGCCCUUGGAGCCUACCGGGAGUGUGCAAGCCCUGCUAGUAGCAACUCCUCCACAGGCUGGCCAGCAGAUGGGUGCUCUCCCUCAGCCUCUCCAUGCAUCUCCCCUUCCAACAAAGGCACAUCUGCCACGGAUUUGUCCACCAUAGAUCUCUGCCCCAUUCUCCACAGUUUCCAAACAUCUUCCACCCACUCCUCUCCAGGUAAUAGCUUCAGCAAUGAGCUCCUCCUCCUGUCCCAGCAUCAAGUCACCCCCUCACCACUCGUCCACCGACGCUGCCGCUCAGCGUCGCCACAGGGCAAGCGCACCCACGACCAGACCCUGCCUUAUCCAGGGGCCACUCCUGUCAAACAACACUCUCGGAGCCCUAGCCCCAUUACCUCACCCUCCAAACUGCUGGGCUCCUACCCACUUCACCAGAGCCGGGUUCCAGGUGAGCACCAGACUCAGGCUCAGGCCUCUGGGCUUUGCCCAGGAGACAAGGUGAGCAGCCUCAUCUUAACUCAAGAUGUGGUGCAAGGGACAAAUGUGCCAAAUCCAAGGCCAGAUUGCUUGUACAGCGAAGGUCACGAGCUGCAGAGGGUUGGCAGGGUAGGAGCUGAAGUCAGGCCCGGAGGUUUCUGUGUACUCCCAACUCCAUGGCCUCAUCAUCCAGUCCACUUUGGAGCAUUUGGAGGUAUUUCCUUGGUACCUCUACCACCUCUCGAGAGGUCAUUGCCCAGUCAGUCAAGUCAGUAUGAGCUGGUGAUCACAUCCCAGCCAAGGUCUCACCACAGGGCUCACUACGAGACCGAGGGAAGCCGCGGACCUGUCAAGACACCAAAUGGCGGACACCCUGAAGUCCAGCUCCACGGUUAUCGGGGCACAGCUCCGCUGAGUCUACAGGUUUUCAUCGGGACAGCCGACGAGAGGAUGCUGAAACCUCACGCGUUCUACCAGGCCCACCGCAUCACCGGGAAGACCGUGACUACACCUAGCAAGGAGAGGAUGGUCAACGGGACCAAAGUGCUAGAAAUCACACUCCAGCCUAAGAACAACAUGAGAGUGGUGAUCGACUGCGUCGGAAUUCUGAAGCGGAGAAAUGCUGACAUUGAGCUGCGGAACGGCGAGACUGACAUCGGUCGCAAAAACACUUGCGUGCGUUUGGUGUUUCGCGUUCACAUACCACAACCUGGAGGCCAAGUGGUGUCACUUCAAGUGGCCUCCCAUCCAAUCGAAUGCUCCCAGCAUUCAGCUCAGGAGAUUCCUUUGGUGAAGACGCAGAACCUGGACCGAUGCUCUGUACUUGGUGGGCAACAAAUGCUCCUAACUGGGAAGAACUUCACAUAUGACUCGAGAGUGAUUUUCUCAGAAAAAACACAAGAUGGUCAACAAAUUUGGGAGGUGGAAGCAAACGCAGACCGAGAAAAAAGCCAAUCUAAUAUGUUGAUGGUUGAGGUCCCUCCCUAUCGAGAUCGAACCAUUUGUUACCCAGCCAAAGUCAACUUCUAUGUCAUCAAUGGGAAGAAGAAGCGCAGCGAACCUCAGCAUUUCAUCUACACCCCCAUCAUAGACAUUAAAACAGAGCCACUAGAUGACUGGCAGGUGAAUUUGUGUGAUUACGCCGACACUCAGCUUCGGUCUGACACACAAGCCAAGUCACCCUUCCAUCGGUUGGAAAAGGAGAGCAGUCUUCAAUCAUUCGGUGUGCUUGCAUCAGAUCCAUGGGAUUACCAACCAAUUUUUUACCAGUCAAGGAGAGGCGAUCUAAUCAACAAACCAGAUCUUUACCACGCUCAAAACUAUGCUACCACUCUCCAUGAUAGCAUCGUUAAAGCAUCAACUCCUUCCCCUGUCCAUACCUCACUCCAUCUCCCUCAGGGUUCCAGUGUCAAAACCGAGACAGCCAAACUAAAUCAAGGCCCUCAGGUGACACAAACAUUCCAGGCCUAUUCAUCUACAAGACAUCAACGUUCUGUGCAAGUUGUGCCGUCUGUAUGGAAGUCGGCGCCUUCCAGAUUCGUCCAAAGUGACAUUUGUGUGAAGUCUUUAACCCAGACCGGCCCAAACGCAGCCAACCAGGAAGCUCGGACUCAGGAGCGGAUUCCAGUAAAACAGGAGGAGCUCAGCUGUGCCUACCUGGAAGACGUGAAUGACAUCAUACGAAGAGACUUGAGAGACCAUCACAGUGACGCUGGAGGCCUGCGGCAUCCCCGGCUUUAAGAAGAACCACAACAACUCGGGAUUACGACAUCAUCGGGAAAAAUAAAUCCCACUCAUCACCGACAUCGUCAACUUUUGCAAUGAAUUCUUGAUGUUGUCAUCAGUGAUUUUUAAGUCAGCUUACAAGUAGUUCCUUUUAUCUGAUUGUGAUUAUGUACAUGUGUAUUAUGUAUAAAUGAGGAGGUGUUAAACUCCUAAUAAUCAAAGCA